Messenger RNA from Rhodotorula graminis WP1, 809 nucleotides. RefSeq lists its product as uncharacterized. Bases 41 to 739 code for a protein of 232 amino acids. The transcript has 9 exons. The record is from RefSeq and is a predicted model, not a curated record. NCBI's taxonomy places the organism in Eukaryota, Fungi, Basidiomycota, Microbotryomycetes, Sporidiobolales, Sporidiobolaceae.
UCCACGCACCUUUGCACCCGACUGCCCAGCAACUACAGCCAUGGCCGCCAACAAGAACAUCCUCUUUGUCGUCUCGUCGCACGACCAGUUCCUCGACGGCAAGCCCACCGGCUACUACCUGCCCGAGGCUGCUCACCCGUACUACGUCCUCAAGAACGCCGGCUACAAGAUCGACGUCGCUUCCCCCAAGGGAGGCAAGGCUCCGCUCGACCCGUCGAGCGUCGAGGCGUUCAAGGAGGACUCGGACUCGAUCAAGUUCCUCAACGAGGACGAGCCCAAGCAGCUGUUCGCGAACACUAAGAAGAUCACGGACGUCAAGGAGGCCGACUACGCCGCGCUUGCACUUCCCGGAGGGCACGCGCCUAUUUUUGACCUCACCACCGACAAGGACUCGAUCGCGCUCAUCGAGUCGUUCCUCAAGGCGGGCAAGCCCGUCGCGUCGGUCUGCCACGGCCCGACCGUCUUCCUCAACGUGACCGACCCCAAGUCGGGCGAGCCGUUCGUCAAGGGCAAGAAGAUCACGUGCUUCUCGGACGACGAGGAGCGCCAGGCGGGACUCGUCGACUCGAUCCCCUUCCUCGUCGAGACCGAGUUGCGCAACAAGGGCGCAGACUUCCAGCUCACCCGCAAGGCGUGGGCCGAGGAGGUGGUCGUCGACGGACAAUUGAUCACGGCGGGGAACCCCGCGAGUGCGUCGGGCAUGGCCAAGGCGCUCCUCACCGUCCUCGAGAAGGCGUGAGCGCGUGCUCCCCCUCCUCGCUCCUGUACAGCGACCGACACGAAAUGCAGUGCACUCUCACCAGUCCGUC